UUUUCUCCAUUUCAUACUGCAAAUGAAAACCACAUCUCUCACACAUACUUUGACCAUCAUACAUAACAUAAACCUAUCAUCAUUUCUCACCACCACCACCUCAUAUCUAUCUCUACCCCACUCUGAUAUUUUUCAGAUGCAUCAACCACAAACAUAAACAUAAACAGUUUCACUUUUUCUUCUUCCACACCCCCCUCCACACACUCUUUUGUAACAAACCCUAAUAUCUCUUUCUCUCUCUAUCUCUAUCUCUAAGAAUUCAAACAAACAGAGUAAGUUUGUGUUUACACAUCUUCCCAAUAACUGCAAGAAUUACGUAAACAUAUAUUUCCUUCCGUUUCGUUGAAACACAAAUUGAGUAAUAAAAGUGAGGUGAGCAUAGUGUAUGAUUUUUUUCAGAUCCGAGAGAGGGGUAUGUUUGAAUGAAAAAACGUGUGUGUGAGAGAAUUAUGAUGAUCUGAAGAAAGAAAACUAUCUUUUUCUUUCAUAAUAAUUACCUUACUCCAGAAACAACCCUUUCUCAUGUUUUUUUCUUUUGUCCCAUACCUCAUUCUCUGACCCUGUACGAACACACCACUUAAAUACAUGGAGUGGAGGGGUACUAGUAGUUUGUGUAAGCACCAACACUAACCAAACCAAACCAAUAAAGCAAAAGAUAAAGCAACAGCAACUCUCUCUCUCUUUCUCUCUCUUCACUAUCUUUCUCUCUCUCCUUCACUAUCUUCCUCCUCAUCAUGGAUUCAGGAAAUAGUGGUAGUAUGCAAUCUUCAAGCUGUGGUGAGGAAAUUGAAGAGUAUGAUUCACGCGCUGAAUCCUCAAAUUUUUCUGCGUUUUUAAACAAUCCACCACCAACAGCACCAGCACCCGCUACAAUAGUAGCAACAGGAGAAAGAAACAAUCAUGGUAUAAGCGAGUUUGGUAAUAACAACAACAACAAUCUAAACCCACAAACACAACAACAACACCAUCAUCAUCAUCAUCAUAACCAAAUGUUCGAUCCAUUACCCAAUUAUUACAUUGAUUCAUUACACAAACAAUCAUCAACAUCAUCAAACCCAAACUCGUUUCUAAACCUUGAUAUGAUUUGGUCUAAACCUACAGCUAGAUCUGAACCCAACAACACCGAUCUUAGCACCUUGUUGGUACCUUCAUCUUCUUCAUCAUCGUCUUCUCAGCAUAAUCAUCAAGCUUUCUUAUUGAGUCAAUUCCUCGGUCAAACCAGAGAAAACGUUGCUUCUGUUCCCACCACACACCUACAACACCAAUACCAUCAUCAACAACAACAACACCAUUCUCUACCACUAGAAAGUACUUCACGUGGAGGAUCACUCACCAAUGAUCAUCAAGAUCUUAUUAACAGUAGCAGCAACAACAACAACAACGUGGGUAGAAAUCCGAAGAAAAGAUCAAGAGCUUCAAGGCGUGCACCAACCACAGUUCUCACUACUGACACUACAAAUUUCAGAGCCAUGGUUCAGGAAUUCACCGGUAUACCAGCGCCACCGUUUUCUUCACCUUUUCCAAGAACAAGGUUGGAUCUUUUCGGUUCUUCUGUUGCUUCAAGAUCUAUGUCAAAUCAUAUGGACCCUCCACCACCACCACCUCCUUAUCUUCUUCGUCCUUUCGCUCAAAAAGUUCAACCCUUUUCUCCAUUGAUCCAAUCUUCUUCUUCCAUGAUGGAAAAUUUAUCUUCAACUAAUUCAGCUUCCAUUAACUACCAUUUAUCACAGCAGAAUAAUCACCCUCUCAUGCAACACAACCAGAUUCUCGGUUUUCAAUCAAUUUCUCAAACACCAACAAAAUAUCCACAUGGGACCCAACAACCCUCCUUGGAAACCACGCCCAAUGUUGACUCAAGAAUGAAAAUAGGUACUGUUUUUGAUGAACUAGGUUUGAGUCAUCCUCAUGCUCAUGCCCAUGUUAACAACGUUAACAUUGGUGUUCUUCAUCAUCACAACAACAACAACAACAUGGUUACUACUACUACAACAACAACAACAUCAUCAUCAGACGCAGUCAACAACAACAACAACAACGAGAAUCAGUGGAGUCAGAGAACCAUUGUUGGAGUUGAGAAAGGACAAGAAUGUGUUGUGAGUACAAGAGGUGAAGCAACAGUGGAAUCAUGGAUUAAUUGUUCUUCUUCUGAUUAACGAACGAACAUCAUCAAAAUAUGAAUGGAAAAAAGAACAAGGUAGGUUCGUAAUUCGUACAUAUAAUUUUAAUACACUUUAUUGAAAGCAAAUGAUUCUGGCAGUAGAAGUAUACAACGCUAAUGCAUGAAAUGGAGAAUCUUGGUAUCUUCAUCAUAAACCACCACCAUCAAAUCAAAUUAAUUCAACCAUGUUUUUUUAUAAUGCUUUUUCUUUUGUUCUUUUGAGUCGUUUAGAAUUAUGCGUAAAUAUAAUUACUAGUAGCUAUAGCUUGUUUUUUUCUACUAUGAAUUUUUUUAAGCAAUAUAUACAAAAGAAGCAUUGAGGUUAUGUAUUUUGAUAUUUAAACUUUGGUUUUGACAAGUGUGAGAUUAUUAUUAUUAUUGUUAGAUAGGUUUGUUUGAUGCUGGCUGUAUCUAUUGUUUUGGAGUCUCUAGUACUCUAUAGUUUAUACUAUAUUGUAUUCUUCAAUUUAUUUAUUUA
Molecule: messenger RNA, 2636 nt
Organism: Lathyrus oleraceus (garden pea)
Lineage: Eukaryota; Viridiplantae; Streptophyta; Magnoliopsida; Fabales; Fabaceae
Exons: 1
Coding region: 735-2153 (472 amino acids)
Source: RefSeq, a predicted model, not a curated record